This is a messenger RNA of Blepharisma stoltei, 450 nucleotides long. NCBI's taxonomy places the organism in Eukaryota, Ciliophora, Heterotrichea, Heterotrichida, Blepharismidae. The record is from the annotation of a GenBank genome assembly.
AUGCAAAGUAGAGCUCGCUCCUUAUUCCAAAUUUAUAAAACCAGAGUCCUCCAGCAAAAUCGUUUUGAUUCAUUUUUCGCCAAAAAUUUGGAGCUUAAAGAAGUAAGUGACGAAGGGAACUUGGUACUCUCAUUGAAUGUAACUCAAGAGGUUUGCGAUUAUAAUGGAAAUCUUAGCAAUGGAGCUAUGUCUUCUAUAAUGGACACAACGACUGGUAUGCCUUUAUGGCUGCUAAAUACAGAAAAGAGAAUGACGUUAGGAGUGCAGCUGACUGUGUCAUUUUCAGGUAAUGCCAGAAUUGGGGAUGAGAUCUUGAUUAAGGCAAAGUGCCAAAGAUUUGAAGGGGACAUGGGAUACACCUAUGGAGAAGCUUAUAAUAAAGAUAAAGUGAUUGCUACAGCACUGCACACAGUUUACUUGCUAGGAAGAAAGGUGCAGCUAGGUGACUAA